AUGGUUGCUGGCAACCAAGGAUCUUUGCUGCCGUGGUUGUCUUCACUCAGUUCUGCAGGCAUGCAGAGGCCGAGUGUUGCAUGCGAUCCCAUGCGGGCCAUGUCUCACCAUGCAGAAGUUCUCUCGGAUGGAAGCGUCCAGAAGGACUCAGCUCUUGUGAUGCGCCGAGAGAUGAACCGAGCGAAUGAAUGUUGGCGGGGCGAUUCUUGGACCUCGGAAUGCCCGAAGUAUGACCAGACGAGAUGCACAAGCUACACGGAGACAGAGUGCAGCUCGAGCUGCAGUACUGGACAAAUAUGUCUGAAGCUGCAGAUGAGCCCUGUCAGCUACACCUGCUGCACUGACACGACCGCCUCCGGAUGGAGUACCUCUGCGUCUGUCACAACCGACAAGGCCAAGCCGCCGGACAGCCAAGAGCUGCAGGCGAAGAAAGCAGACGUGGAAGGUAGUGGGAAGCAUCGGCAGUCUGGCGACGACGCUACCCACUCCGAUAAGGACAAGGCAAGCAGCCAAAAGAAGUCCGCGGAGCCUGGCAAAGACGACACCCACAGCCGCGACAGCGACAAGGAAAGCGACGACAAGCGUCCACUCGAGGAUAAGCUAUCUGCCCUUGAGAAGAAGAAGAAGGAGGCCGAAGAUCACAUGAAGAAGCUGCAGGAGGACAAGGAGCGACUCGCCACGGAGGGCAAGGAGUCGGAGAGCCCCCCGGAGAAGUCGCAGGUGCCUGGGCCUCACCAGGAAGCCGGGCCGGAGGAGCCACCGCAUGAGGAGUCGGGAGCACCAAAAGACGCGCCGUUUUCAGGCGGCAGGGCAUUCGAGGCGCAAAUCUUCGGUGAGAAGCUGGACGAAGGCGUAUUGACGCAACUCGCUGGCUGA
Symbiodinium sp. CCMP2592 is the source of this 876-nucleotide messenger RNA. NCBI's taxonomy places the organism in Eukaryota, Dinophyceae, Suessiales, Symbiodiniaceae. The record is from the annotation of a GenBank genome assembly.